CUAGGCUGAAGAUUUCAGGCAGCAAACUACCAGAAUCCGGGAAAGAACCAGCUCUACUUUCUCUCUAAUAUCUCUGGAGCAACCUGAAGACAGGAGCUUGGCCUCAAGAAGACAAAAGCACCAGGAGACAGGAAGCCACCUCUGAAAGUUAACCUUCAGGAUCAGCAUUCCUGACUGCAGCUGUGCCAUGGACACAGAAGAGUCUAUCUCUAAUGAGCUCCUGCUGAGAGGCAAAAAUGGGCAAGAUCUCCAAGAGAUGUUGAGAGAAGCAGGAUUGGCAGUUGAGUACUGGUUGCCCAAGCUGCAGGAACACCUGAAUGUGACCUGUGCCCAAGCCUUACAACACCUAGGAGAAAAAGAACUCCAGAAGCUGCAAUCCCAGGCACAACAUCCCUGGGAGAAAAGGGCCCUGGAGAAGCUGUUUAACCUGUCAUACUCAAAUAAUCUUUCAGAGUUACAGGAGUGUCAGGUGGAAACACUAAAGAAAAGGCAUAAGCAGGCAGAACAGUCACUGGAGGAGCUAAGAGAGAUGCUGGCAGAACGCAGGCAGCGACAGGAAGAGGCAGUGACGAAAAAGGAAGCAGAGCUGAUGCAGGCAAUGGAGAUCCUCCCAGAGUUCUGGCCACGUCCCGAAAAGUCCCUAAGAGACAUCACAGAAAACAUGCUGGGACAACUCAAACUUAUGGAGGGGACACUGUCUCACAGGAAGAACCUUCCAGAUAGAGAGCUGGUGCGACAUGCAUCUGGAGGACUAGCCCUUCAGGGAAUUUACAAAACCAGUAAUCAAAGGAGCCUGAUAGAGAAGAAAGAGGAGCUACUCAGUGUCCCCAAGGAGUUCUCACUCUGUGGCCCUGAGCAGAGUACACGGAUGGAAACAAAGGAAUUUACAUCUUCUCAAAAAGAAUCCAUGUUCACCCAGGCUGUAGAGAAGCUGGGCUUCAGUGUAACUGCCUCAGCAAAGGGUGGAGGUUGGGGAUUUAGCCUGGAAGCUGCUAUGAAUCAGAGCAAACAUUCAGAAUCCAAGGAAACCCAACAGUCACAUUCUAAGCACUCUUACUUCUGCUCAACCAAGUUCAGCUACAUACCACUGGCCUCCUGCCACUUUCCCAUUGACCAGCUCCAGUUCUCCAAGGCUGCUCUACAGGAAUUGAAAUGCAUUGAAGACCUUUCAGGUCAGCCAGAAGACCCAGACAAACUUCCCUUGCUGAGGCACAGGACUGAAGCCUUCUUCCAAAGGUUUGGCUCUCAUGCUAACCAGGGCCCUCUGCACCUGGGAGGAAUCUACUGGUGGAAAGCCAUUUCAGAGGGCUUCCAAAGUGAGCAGCUGGCAGAAGUGAAACAGCAAGCUGCAGAGGCCCUGGAUAUUUACAUAAGGGGCAGCUACAGUGGCUUUGGAGUGAAUGUUGCUGCAGGUGUGGAUGUGUCAGACUCUCAUUCAAAGACAGCCUCUCAGAGAACCACCUUCCAAAAUCUCCAAACCAAAGUCCAAUUAUCUGUGGCCCAGACAGGUGGCCCACCAGAAGCAAAUGGCCUUUCACAGUGGAAAGCUGGCCUAGUUGCCAAUAAUCAAACCUGGUGUGUCAUUGACCGGGGAAUUCAGCUGGUGCCCGUUUGGGACAUCAUCCUCACCAGCCACCGAAGCGAUUUUAAGGAUCCUCAUCAGGUAGCUAACUACCUGAAAGACAGCUACACUGCUCUGACUGGUCUUACUGCCCAGAUCCAGGAGGGAGAAGAAUUACUGAGUGUUGAGAAGGAGGCUAGGCUUUUCCUAGAGGAUGUGAAAUCCUGGGAGGUAUCUGAUCCUGAAGAGCAGCUUAAAAAGCUGAUAAAUUUCAUGCAAAGAUUGAGUGAAAAAAAAAAAAGUUAUAACGCUUGGACUAAUAUAUGCCUCACAGAUAGGGGUCUGCAGAAUUUUCUGGUAGACACUGUCAACUCCUGCAAAAAGUAUUCCAUUUAUGAAACUAGAUUUAUUAAAUUGCAGCUGUGCAGCCUUUUGGAUCCUCACAUCUACAAAGUGACAAACUUUCCUCAGGCUCAUUCCAUCAUGCAGUGGAUAUUUCAGUCAGAACCAAAGGAAGAGAAUGUCAAUAUCACCCAAUUUUCUGAAUUAAUUAAAAUCUUUAAAAAAAACCAGAAUGACCUUAUAGAAGUAAAGGCCAAGUCUGAAUCUACAGAAUCAGUGGAGGAAGCUCAAAGGAAGGUGACUUACGAGGUCAGCUUGUCUCUUGGCUGCUUCUUGAGAUACCUCCAAGAAACGGGGCAGCCAGACACACACAUCUUGCUACUUUUGAUUGCAGCUGGUGCAGGAUAUCAUGUGGUAAACAAUACAUUUCAGUAUGUCCUUGGAUGUGAUGAGUUAGACUUCCUAAUGGAUAAAAUGCAAACUGCCCUAGAUAAAUAUCAAGAGCUCAAAAAUAUUUGCAACUACAAGGCUCAGGCAUUCCUGGUGCUCACAGGUCUGACAGCUACACUUGGCAUCAAAGUUGCUUCUCCAGAGGAGAAAACAGAACGCUUGGCAUUAGUAAGACAUCACAUGGGACAAUCUUUGUCUAAAGAAGUUGUACAUGUCCUCACCAAACUUGGGGCAGAUCAUGAUUGGGAAAACCUAGAAAAAGACUUGAGAUUGCUCAUUGAUGGGGAUUAUGAGGGCACUGUCUCUUCAUUGCAAAUGGAGGAUGUGAAAAAACAAUUGCAAAGUCUCUUCCAUGGAAAGAAACAGUCCCAUGAACCACAUGAUAAUGAAAGUAACAAACGGGAGGUCAUAGAAAACACAGCCUUCCUAGAAAUACUCCAGCGUCUAGGCCUGGAACAUUACUACCCAAAAAGGAUGAGCAGAGCUAACUUCCAUGUGAUCUACAAGAAUCCUGUGUACAACACCCAGCCCUGCUCUGAAAGAGAGCUUCCCUUCUAUUUCCUACAGAAGCUACUGAUGUUGGAUUAUGGGCUGAGAUACCUGAUCAUCAAGGAUGAUGAACACACAGAGAAGCAAGUCUACCUAAGCACCUCAAAUCAAGAAAAGGAGGCUUUUGAUCCAUAUGAAGAUCUGUUUGAAGACAGUAAUAGCACCACUAAUCCUUCAGCAGCCACUAAUGCCAGGCCCUACAUUCACCCUAUGGAUAUACAGAUGGCAAUACUUCACUGUGCAGAUGAUUUUGCCAGACAAUACAUUUUGGCCAAACUUUCCAUCUGUCAGUUUGCCCUCCCCCUUCUCAUACCUAAUCCUUGCAAUGCUCAAAUUGAAUUCUCUCUCUGGUCUCUCAGUCAAAUUAGGAGGAGCUGGCAGCAAGCAGGGAAAUCAAUAAAAGAGGAGAAGGACAAUUACAAAAAUCAGCAGAUGUGUCGUGUCUCUACCCCCAUUGUGUCUUUUAUUAGAGUUGGAAAUGGCUUCUCUGCCUCCAAAUCUCAGAUCAUGAACUGUCUUCUCAGUAAAAGGAAACAUGAUGUCUUUUUUCACCGACAUUGCAAAGGGAGCAGCACAGACUGUCUCUUGAUGGGAGGUGUGGUGGAAGUUGCCUGGUUUUGUCCUGGGGGUGAAGAUCAGGACAGGUUUGACAACUGCCUGACCUUCAUCAAUCUUCAUGGCGAUGCAAAGGAACAUGAGAAGCAACUUGCCUUUUUGCAGGAGGUCUCUUCUCUCAUUGUGGUCCUCAUGUCAACUUCUGAUGACAAUAAAGAAACACGAAAAAUUGUCCGUGACCUGUGUCAGAAAUCAAAAACUUUAAUCUGUUUGCUUGAUGAUAAAGAAAAACCCAUGGUAAAUAACUCUGGCCCAAGAGUAAGAAUUGGGAUCAGGAACAGAAAUGAGGCAGAAUUAAUAGAGGAGCUCACAACUACAAUCAGACGUUUGUUAGAGCUUUCUGACACUGCACUCAGCUUGGAGAACUGUGCCCAAAUUGCUCGCAAGCAAGGAUUGCUUAUUGAUGAAGACCAGAGAGAAUGCAAGGAGGCCAAAGAAAAGGCAGAGAUUCUAAUGGCCCUACUGGGAGAAAUGGAAAUACCUCAGAUGAAGGAAAAUUUACUACCCCUUCAGGGAAAACUGUGGCAACUUUGGUGUAAAAAGGACAAAGAACUCUAUCAUCUGAGAGAAAAAGGGAAUCGAAGCAUUGAACAACACAAGAGUGAGAUUGAGACAGAUAAACAAAGGAUACGAUGUCAACAGUUGAGAAAAGCCUUUCCUCUCAACGAUUUAAUGCAUUCUGUCCUUGAAAUUCUCCAAAAUCAUUCAGAAACUCAAACCAAACUCUACUUCUUGCAAUGGCUGAGUGUGUUUUUAGAUAAUUUGACUGCAGGACACGUGGAAAAACUAAAUGAGAAGAAAAAGGCAUUGUGGUCACUGGUCCAAAAAGAAAAGAAAGAGGCACCAAAGAGCAACUCUCUGAAAGGCUCGCAAAAUGAGAUAGAAGUUAUCUCCAGAGAGAUUAGUGACUGCACCUUGGGAAUUGAGCAACUUCUCAGAGAAGUUGGCCAGAUCUAUGAAGCUCUGGCAGAAGCUUCAUCCAUGAAAGAUACCCUAUUUCUCUCCCUUCCCCACAUUGCUGCAGAUCUGAUGCUAUCUGGUUUUCCCAUUGAGCUGAUGGAUGGGGACGCUUCUUAUGUGCCCCUGAGGUGGGUGGCAGCUGUUUUUGACAAGGUCUCUGAGAAACUUGGAAACAAACGGCUCUUUGUUCUCUCUGUCCUUGGCCUGCAGAGCUCAGGGAAGUCCACCCUGCUGAAUACACUUUUUGGGCUGCAGUUCACUGUCAGUGCUGGGAGGUGUACCCGGGGGGCCUACAUGCAGCUUCUGAAGGUGGAGGAGACAUUCGCAAAGGAACUUGGCUUUGACUUUGUGCUUGUUGUGGACACAGAAGGACUUCGGGCCCCAGAACUCAGCAACAAGUCCCAGAAUCGUGACAAUGAGUUGGCAACCUUUGUCAUCGGACUUGGAAACUUGACUCUGAUCAAUAUUUUUGGGGAAAAUCCAUCAGAAAUGCAAGAUAUUCUACAAAUAGUUGUCCAAGCUUUUCUGAGAAUGAAACAAGUAAAAAUCUCGCCAAGUUGCCUCUUUGUUCAUCAGAAUGUGGGAGAAGUUACAGCUAAAGACCAAACUAUGGAAGGACGAAGGCGGCUAGAGCAGAGACUGGAUGAAAUGGCAGCAACAGCAGCUGAAGAAGAGCAGUGCUCAGAUGUAACCCGCUUUCGUGAUGUCAUUAAGUUUGAUGUUAAUACCCAUGUCUACUACUUUGCUCACCUCUGGGAUGGCAAUCCCCCAAUGGCCCCUCCCAAUCCUCGUUAUAGCCACAAUGUCCAAGAACUGAAAAGCAGAAUUCUUGUGACUGCCCAACAGGAAUCUAGGGGAAGCAUCAUGAAGAUAUCAGAUGUAAAAUUCCGAGUUCAAGAUUUAUGGAGAGCCCUAUUGAAUGAAAACUUUAUUUUCAGUUUCAGGAAUACCCGAGAGGUCAUGGCCAUGAGCAAACUGGAAACCAUGUAUAACUACUGGACAUGGGAGUUGAGGAGUCAUGUGCUGAACAUACAGGACCAGCUGAUCAACCAGAUUCAGAAUGAAAAAAUCCAGACACUCGAAACACACACACUUGAGGCUCCAGUUACAGAGAAAUAUGAAGCCAUCAAGCAAGAACUUGAAAAAUAUUUUAAUGAAGACCCAGAUAGUGAAGUGCUGGUACAGUGGAAAGGAAAUUUUGAAAAUAAGCUAAGAAUCCUUAAAGAGGCAUUCAUUUUAGACAGCCAAAGAAAAGCCAAAGAACUUCUUAGUUUUAAAAAGAAUCAAGAAAAACUACAUAACAAAAAAUCAGGUUAUGAAAAGGAAUUAUUGGAAAAAAGCCGAGAGUUGGCUUUAACUCUAAAGGGUACCCAAUUGAGUGAGGAAGAGCUACGUGAGAAAUUCAACCCACUUUGGAGUAAAUGGGUCUAUGAUUUGUCCUCAACUCACCCUCUAAUCACAGAGCCUAAAAUUGAAGUGGAUUCUGAAAACAUCCUUUUGGAUUAUUUCAAAAAGGAGAAAGACAUGGCAAGCAUACUGAGGAAAAAUUCUGGAGAAAACUUUGAAAUCAAAUAUGACAAACAUAUCAAAAUGAACAAGAAAUAUUUGAACUUAGUUACAAUGACAUUAGAGGCCCAGGAUAAAGAGUCCAUAAAUAUGACUACUAACCGCAUUGUUUCAAAAGUUAAUGAAAUUAUUAACAACAUUUGUAGGCAAAAGCAUGAUUACAAUCCAAGUUAUUUCUAUGAAAUCCUGAGAAUAAUAGAUGAGGAGGUGAAAUCUGCACCCACUAAGGAAAGAUACACAUUUACAAGAAAAUAUGAAAUAGACUUAUCCUUGUGUUUAUUCCAAAGAGCAUCAAUGAAGUUUCAUGAUAUGCACAAGGUAUUCAAGAGAGCAAAUGAUCCUGUAAACUAUCUGGAAAGCAAGAGAGAUGAUUUCUUCAUGAGUUUUAAGAUCUCUUGUCAGGGAGCAACCUCAAUUAAAACAUUUGUUGAUUUUCUGUGGCACAAACUCACCACUGCUGUCUCCAACACCAUAAAGAAAAACAUGGCCCGCAAAAUUGCCGGGGACAUGCAAGCCACCUGCCUGGCAUUCAAUGGAAACAGGGCUAACCUGGAGAAACACAUUCUCAUCUCUCUGGCAGAAGAGGAAAAUUUUGAUAAUUAUUGGCAGUACCUUCAUAAUCCGGAAUCAUUUUUUAAGAAUUACAUUGAAAACCACAUUAAAAGAUAUUGCUCUGACAAAGGAAGUGAAAAAAUGAAGAUAUUUUUAAAAAUAAGUUCAGAUGAAAUCAAGAAUGCCAUCCUCUCAGCUAUUCAGGCAUCCACAGCAGUAGCUAAAGAUAAAAGCAGCACUGUGUCUGGGUGGUUGGAUUUGUUCUGUGAUCACCUGGGGAGUAACUUGAUCUUUCCACGAAAAGACUUGAUAAGCAUUGAACACCAGGAGAUAAAAGAUAUUGACUUUCUCAAAGAAGCCAUGAGUAAAGCUUUGCAUCCUGAAAUGAAGAGAGUAGAACAGAAUGAUUUGUAUACGCUUGUAGAAGAAAUCGUUCCUGAAAUCCAGAAAAUGCUCACUGAACAUCUCUGUGGCUGCUGGAAGCAGUGUCCCUGCUGUAGUGCAAUUUGUACAAACACAAUCCCUAUGCAUGAUGGAGACCACAGUGUUCCCUUCCAUCGUCCACAGGCUGUCAGUGGAGGAUGGUGGUACAAAACAGACCAUUUUGUCAUUGAUUGCUGUACCAGUAUGGUAGCAAGUGAUUGUUUUUUGGUUUUGGGAGAUGGCAGGAAAGUCCCAUUUAAGAACUAUCGACAGGCAGGAGGGGAAUAUGCCAGGUGGAGUAUCACCCCAGACACAUCCACCCAGCCAUACUGGAAAUGGUUUGUCUGUCACUUCAGAUUAAAGCUACAAGAAAAAUAUCUCAAAAGAUUUACAGAUAAAGGUAAAAUUCCUGAUGCAUGGAACAAAAUCAUAAAACAGGAUGUGCUUAAUGACUUGAAAAAAAAUUAAUACUCAAUGACCACAAAACAGCCCCAGUAUCUGAACAAAGGAGGCACAUUACCUGAGGAAGCCUAAAAUAUCACCCACUCAUAAGGAAAACCUCCCUUAUAUCAAUUUUUUUCAAUUGAAACAUCUAAAACUAAAUCAGUUGACAGCAAGAGUUGAAGACUUGCUAAGAACUUCAUUUUUCUUUGCCUCAAUUCCUUUUGCUUUAAAAACAGAUUACUAAAAUAUAUGAGUACAUGAUAAAAUCAAAUAAAAUCCAUUUAAAAUACCUACUUCAUAUUUUAAACUAUUCUGAAUGUUAUUUUUUAUUUUUAAAAUAUAAUGUUAUUUAAAAUCACAAGAAAGUCAUCUUCAUAGAGAGAUGUUAAAAUCAUUGCAGACUGCCACAAAUUCUAUAGAAUAACUAUAUAGUUUAACCAAUAUACAGUUCUUGACUGGAAUCUACAAAUUCUCUUCAGUUCUAAGUUUAUUUUUUUUACCCUCAGAAAAUUGUGAGGAAGAGUUAUUCAUGCCUGAAUGCAAAAACAUUCAUGGAAAAUUCAUGAUUCCCAAUUCCCAAAUAUAGUGCUUUUUAGGGAUAUCCUGUUAUAGGAAAUGAAAACAAAACAAAACAGAAACUUGACCAGGAUAGAGCCUGCAUCAAUUCUGGAAACAUUAUUCAACAAAUAUGGAAAAUAGAAGUUAAAUAACUUUUUCUUAUUUAACCAUCAUCCUCUUCUUCCCUGGUGCCUUGGCACUUGCCUGUGUAUGUUUUUUUAAAAAGGAAAAGAAAAAAUUCACAGGAGCUUAGGUAUUCAAAGCCUAGAGCUAUGUACAAGUCUAAGAAGUUAAUGGAACAAGAUUUAUGACCAGGUAAAAAGGGCCAUUUUAAUCAAGGCUGUGGACAAGGUCAAAUUUGAUUAAGCCAUGAUCAUUUAAUCAUUAAUGAUUAAAAAAAACUAUUCCUUCAAGACUAAAAUAUCAAAAAAUAUAUAGUUUUGUGUGGUGAUAUUUCAAUAAGAGAUGCUUUUUACGUAUUAAAAGGUAAGAAAAUGCUUAUCUCCAAAUCAGGCACCCUUGUGACUUUUCACAGUAUUUGAGCCAUAAUAGGGUCAUGAUCAGAAAUAAAAAUGAAGAACAUGCUGAAGCCAACCAAGGAUCUGAGAGGGUAAGGAAAUCUCCCUUCUGCAAACUUUUACCUUCUAAAGCAAUGACUUUUGCUAGGUUCUCAAAGCUGAUGAUCUGAAGGAAUCCUGAUGCAAAAAAAAGGAUUAUUCAUGCCUGACAUAAGGGUAUCCAUUGGCUUCCAUUUCAGGGUACACUGUCUACCCCUCCAUAGCCAGUGAAAACAGACAGUACAAAGAGCAGUCAAAGGACUUGGAUCUUCAGAGCUGGGAGACAGGAGUGUUCACUCUGCUAUCUUUGUGCCCCAGGGCUUCAAGCAUACUCUCAGUUUCAGGUCAAAUGACCAUGUUUCCAGAGGAAAUCCGGGAACAGAAAAACUAUAUGGAAAACAGGUGUUCCUGGACAGUAGGGUUUCCCUUUUGUUCUCUAAAAAAAUACCUCACUGAGAGUUGGAACUAAUAGGAUAAAGUUGAAAUAGUGAUAAAAACAGAACCCAUGAAUAUAGCACCUGUCUCUGACAUAGCUGCAUCCUUGAUAACUGCAAUGUUAACAUUUGCUGAAUGUCUUUCAUAU
Molecule: messenger RNA, 9160 nt
Organism: Kogia breviceps (pygmy sperm whale)
Lineage: Eukaryota; Metazoa; Chordata; Mammalia; Artiodactyla; Physeteridae
Product: interferon-induced very large GTPase 1-like
Molecular function (GO): GTP binding
Source: RefSeq, a predicted model, not a curated record